UGGCAUCACUUCCGUUUCCCCUCAGCCAGUUUCAAAGCUUCUAUUAUUAUCUGGAAAAAUGUUCCUUUUGUUUAGAUUUCUUGGAAAUAUUUGGGUUGUUGUGUAAUAUGUCUAAAAGUGGCAUUAGACAACUGGAAAGACUCCCAGUUCCUCCCCAGAUUACCAUCAAAUCUCAUUUUUGUUGAAGCAAAAAAAAACUAAAAACCUUAAAAAAAAAACCUAAGCUAACAUAACCAAUUAAAAACAAACAAGCAAAAAAAAAAAACCAACCCUGUGGUCUGACAUUAUACGAUGCAAGCCUCAACACCUGUUCAACCUCGUCGUAGUUCAACAAGGUCGAUAAAACGGAAAAAAUUUGACGACGAGCUUGUGGAGAGUAGCCUUGUAAAGUCUGACCGGGGCCGUUUCAAGACUCUUCCUGUUAUUGAAAAACCUGAACCGAACCCUCCAAUUGAUACUGUGGUCCCACAACUGCCCGAGAAGAAGAAAGUCACACUACCUCCACCUGAGAAAAAGAAGACAACAAAAACAGCAGCCAAAAGGAAACAGAAGCAGAAGGAUGUUACACCAACACCAGUUACAGCUUCCACCAAGGAUUUAGGACGAUGGAAACCACAAGAUGACUUAGCUUUGAUUACCGCUGUCCAACAGACCAACGAUUUACCUUCUGUUCACGUCGGUAUUAAAUUUUCCUGUAAAUUCAAUUUGAAAGAAAUUCAAGAAAGGUGGUACGCUCUUCUUUACGACCCAAUUAUUUCAAAAUUAGCUGUAACGGCAAUGAAACAACUUCAUCCAGAUGUAAUUGCUAACAUUCAGUCAAAGACACUAUUUAGUAAAGGAGAAGAGACUCUUUUAGGCAAAGUAACCUCGACGAGUCAACCAACUUUAGAGAUUUUUCAGGACCUACUUAGUAAAUACCGAGAUGUAUUUCACUCUUCUCGGAUCGCAAAAGGUUUACAGAAUCAUUGGGUUUUGAUGAAACAGUAUCACUUAUUACCAGAUCAAUCAGUUCAGCCUAUGCCACGAGGAGACCACGUUUUAAAUUUCUCUGACGUCGAAGAUAUGAUGGAUGAUGAUGCUCUACAGGACCCAAGAGAUGAAGUGCUGGAGCAUGAACUGGAUAUUGCUGAUCGGCGGAAUAAAAGAGAAGUUCGGCACCUUGAACAGGAACUCCCCAAGUGGCAGGUUUUAGUAGACAGUGUCACAGGUGUAAGCCCUCCAGACUUUGAUAACCAGACACUUGCUGUGCUACGAGGACGAUUAGUUCGUUAUUUAAUGAGGUCAAAAGAGAUUACACUGGGCCGUGCUACAAAGGACAAUCAUAUUGAUGUGAACUUAUCAUUAGAAGGACCAGCUUGGAAGAUCUCGCGGCUACAGGGCAUCAUCAAACUCCGACACAACGGAGACUUUUUUAUAGCUAAUGAGGGCAAGAGACCUAUUUAUGUUGACAGUAAGCCAGUACCAACUGGUAGUAAACAGAAACUAAACAACAAUGCUGUAGUAGAGAUAUCGUGUUUGCGGUUCAUUUUUCUAAUUAACCAAGACCUUGUGAAUGUAAUUCGUGCUGAGGCGCAGAAAAUGGCUGGCCCCCACGGGACGUGACAGCGGCUCAAUAUUCAGCACAAAAAACACAUGAAAGCAAUGUCAAACUAGACACAAGAUGGCCACAGCGAUAUAUCAUCCACAUGGACAUUCUCAUAGCCACAUCCUCCGGCCAGCUUUUCCAAUCAUAGACAUACCUGCAUACAGACACAUGUCUGUGUGUGGGAUAAAACAAGAUAUAUCUACAUAUAAACAUGCAUAUAUAGAAAUACAUCAUACAAAUAUAGAAUGUGUAUGUGUAUAUAAAUAUAUGUGUGUAUGUGAGUAUAUAUGCGUGUGUGUUGUGUUG
Octopus sinensis (East Asian common octopus) is the source of this 1891-nucleotide messenger RNA. RefSeq names its product microspherule protein 1-like. Gene Ontology annotation, molecular function: protein binding; G-quadruplex RNA binding. Gene Ontology annotation, biological process: positive regulation of transcription by RNA polymerase II. The record is from RefSeq and is a predicted model, not a curated record. Gene Ontology annotation, cellular component: MLL1 complex; NSL complex; Ino80 complex. NCBI's taxonomy places the organism in Eukaryota, Metazoa, Mollusca, Cephalopoda, Octopoda, Octopodidae. The coding region runs from base 292 to 1602 and encodes 436 amino acids. The transcript is spliced from 13 exons.